AUGGAGUUAAUAUCGACGGUAGCUACCUGGUUCACGCCGACGACUCUUUUCCUCCUUCUCAAUCUUAUGAUCGGCACAAUCGUUAUCACUUCUCGAUUCGGGUCGGGUUCAAGAAAACACCACCCGCAUCAGCAUCACGAUGGGUUUGGAUCGGGUCAUGCUCCGGCUCCGUUAAACAGAGCUCCGUCGAUUAUCGACCGAGUCAAGUCCAUCAAUUUCCACCUCUACAAAUUUCCUCAUCCAGAAACAGAGCUCUUCUCGAUGACGACCCACCACGAUGUCAUCGGGUCGGAUCUUCACGUCUACCCGGACCCGAGUACAGCUCCGCUACAACGCGCUCCUUCUCUCUUGGAUCGGGUAAAAUCCAUCAACAUGUCUUCGUACUUCAAGUUCCCGCACAACAUAACCGGGUCGGAUCUUCACUCUCAGUCUCAGCCGGAUGAUCCAGCUCCGUUACAGCGCGCUCCUUCUCUUCUGGAUCGGGUCAAAUCCAUCAACAUGUCGUAUUUCAAAUUUCAGCAGUACAACCCGGAGGAGAGUGAUUACGCUAACCACACGGAACCGACCCGAUUCGAAAAUAUACCGACCCGAAUGGGUCGAGUUGACCCGAUUGAUAUCUCAAAAUUCAGGAUUCCUGUGGAAGACCAACCGACUGAAUCCGGAUUAAAUAAUCCAACUGACCCGCCCGGGCUAACUCGGGCUCCGUCAAUCUUAGAACGGGUCAAAUCCAUCAAGCUAUCCUCCUUCUACAGAUCCGACCCGGAUAUCCACUCCGAUCAAAAUCCGGAUCCAAAUUCGGUUCUUCACGAAGACCACAAGCACGUACGGAGCAAAUCAGAAUCGAAGAAACCUGCGAAGAAGAAGAAGAAAGCUACGAACAAGAUGACGAAAUCGGCGAGCGAGAAAUCGGGUUUUGGUUUCAUUGGGAGCCAGGAGGCGGCGGAGACGGCAGAAUCCGUCGAACGGAGAAGACCAGAUACGACGAGAGUCGCGAGAACGACGACAGUUGGCGACGGCGAAGAUUGCGUCGACGCGAAAGCUUCCGAUUUCAUCAACAAAUUCAAACAGCAGCUGAAACUACAGAGACUCGAUUCGAUUCUCAGGUACAAGGAGAUGCUCAAAGGCAACUGA
This is a messenger RNA of Thlaspi arvense, 1131 nucleotides long. Lineage: Eukaryota; Viridiplantae; Streptophyta; Magnoliopsida; Brassicales; Brassicaceae. The record is from the annotation of a GenBank genome assembly.